This is a messenger RNA of Lipotes vexillifer (Yangtze River dolphin), 873 nucleotides long. It is a transcript of the gene CCDC137, whose product is annotated as coiled-coil domain containing 137. Bases 1 to 873 code for a protein of 290 amino acids. The transcript is spliced from 6 exons. The record is from RefSeq and is a predicted model, not a curated record. Lineage: Eukaryota; Metazoa; Chordata; Mammalia; Artiodactyla; Lipotidae. Gene Ontology annotation, cellular component: nucleus.
AUGGCGGGAGGCCGGCGCCGUGCUGCGGCGCCGGCGGGGACGGCUGGGCUAGGGAGCCCAGGGCGACCGCAGGGCCGGAGGCAGCAGGAGCCGGGGAAGCAGCGCUCUGCGCCACGGUCGGGGCCGCGCAGCAAAGAAAAGAAGAAAGUGAAUUGCAAGCCUAAGAACCAAGAUGAACAGGAAAUCCCUUUCCGGCUCCGAGAGAUCAUGAGGAGCCGUCAGGAGAUGAAAAACCCCAUCAGUAACAAGAAGAGGAAGAAAGAGGCCCAGGUGGCCUUCAGUAAGACAUUGGAGAAGGAAGCAAAGGGAGUGGAGCCGGACAUCGCUGUACCCAAGUUCGAGCAGAAGAAGUGGGAGUCUGACAGGGCCUAUAUGCAGCGCAUGGCGCAGGAGGCGCAGCACGUGCUGUUCCUCAGCAAGAACCAGGCUGGCCGGCAGCCUGAGGUGCAGGCGGCUCCCAAGAAGGGGAAGUCGGAGAGGAAGAAAGCGUUCCAGAAGCGACGGCUGGUUAAGGUCCAGCAGAGGAGGGAGGAAAAGACAGCAGAAAGGCUGGAGCAGGAGCUGCUCCGAGACACAGUGAAGUUUGGUGAGGUUGCCCUGCAGCCCCCAGAGCUGACUGCCAAGCCCAGGAUGAGCACAAGUAGGGACCAGCCUGGCAAGAAAUCGCUGAUGCUGAAGAUGCUUUUAAGCCCUGGCGGUGUGUCCCAGCCUCUGACCACCUCUCUGGCCAGACAGCGGAUCGUGGCGGAGGAGAGAGAGCGGGCGGUGAACGCCUAUAGGGCGCUAAAGAAACUGCAGCAGCAGCGGCAGGGGGCUCAGUCACCACAGCCACCCCACCUCCGUUCUGGGAAGAAGCCAAAGACGCAGCUGUGA